UGAAGGUGGCUGCGGCGCGGCAGCGGACUCAGCUGCGCCGGGCGGGGGCGGCGCCGGGACCGCGCCUGUAGGACCUCGGGGCCGGCGCGGCGAGAUGGGGCCCCGGCGCGGGGAGUGAGGCGGGCGCGACGGCGAGCGGAACUUCAGCCGGAGGGGCUCUCCUGCUUCCCCCUCUGGCUCUUCGGCCUCCACCUGCAGCCCCUCGGCCCCCGCGUCCCGCGGGACCGGGACGGCAACGGCGGGGGCAUGUGGCGCUGGGUCCGGCAGCAGCUGGGUUUUGACCCACCACAUCAAAGUGACACAAGAACUAUUUACAUAGCCAACAGGUUUCCUCAGUAUGGCCUUUACACACCUCAGAAAUUUAUAGAUAACCGGAUCAUUUCAUCUAAGUAUACUGUGUGGAAUUUUGUUCCAAAAAAUUUAUUUGAACAAUUCAGAAGAGUGGCAAACUUUUAUUUUCUUAUUAUAUUUUUGGUUCAGCUUAUGAUUGAUACACCUACCAGUCCAAUUACCAGUGGACUCCCGUUAUUCUUUGUGAUAACAGUAACUGCCAUAAAGCAGGGAUAUGAAGAUUGGUUAAGACAUAACUCAGAUAAUGAAGUAAAUGGAGCUCCUGUUUAUGUUGUUCGAAGUGGUGGCCUUGUAAAAACUAGAUCAAAAAACAUUCGGGUGGGUGAUAUUGUUCGAGUAGCCAAAGAUGAAAUUUUCCCUGCAGAUUUGGUGCUUCUGUCCUCAGAUCGACUUGAUGGUUCUUGUCAUGUUACAACUGCUAGCUUGGAUGGAGAAACUAACCUGAAGACCCAUGUGGCAGUUCCAGAAACAGCAGUAUUACAGACAGUUGCCAAUUUGGACACUCUUAUAGCUGUGAUAGAAUGUCAGCAACCAGAAGCAGACUUGUACAGAUUCAUGGGACGAAUGAUAAUAACUCAACAAAUGGAAGAAAUUGUAAGACCUCUGGGGCCAGAGAGUCUCUUGCUUCGCGGAGCCAGAUUAAAAAACACAAAAGAAAUUUUUGGUGUUGCUGUGUAUACUGGAAUGGAAACUAAGAUGGCAUUAAAUUACAAGAGCAAAUCACAGAAACGAUCUGCAGUAGAAAAGUCAAUGAAUACAUUUUUGAUAAUUUAUCUAAUAAUCCUUAUUUCUGAAGCCAUCAUCAGUACUAUCUUGAAAUAUACUUGGCAAGCUGAAGAAAAAUGGGAUGAACCUUGGUAUAACCAAAAAACAGAACAUCAAAGAAAUAGUAGUAAGAUUCUGAAAUUUAUUUCAGACUUCCUUGCUUUUUUGGUACUCUACAAUUUCAUCAUUCCAAUUUCAUUAUAUGUGACAGUUGAAAUGCAGAAAUUUCUUGGAUCAUUUUUUAUUGGCUGGGAUCUUGAUCUCUAUCAUGAAGAAUCAGAUCAGAAAGCUCAAGUCAAUACUUCUGAUCUGAAUGAAGAACUUGGACAGGUCGAGUAUGUGUUUACAGACAAAACUGGUACACUGACUGAAAACGAGAUGCAGUUUCGGGAAUGUUCAAUUAAUGGUAUAAAAUACCAAGAAAUCAAUGGUAGACUUGUAUCUGAAGGACCAACACCAGACUCUUCAGAUGGAAACUUAUCUUAUCUUAGUAGUUUAUCCCAUCUUAACAACUUAUCCCAUCUUGCAACCAGUUCCUCUUUUAGAACCAGUCCUGAAAAUGAAACUGAACUAAUUAAAGAACAUGAUCUCUUCUUUAAAGCAGUCAGUCUCUGUCACACUGUGCAGAUUAGCAGUGUUCAGACUGAUGGAAUUGGUGAUGGUCCCUGGCAAACCAACUUUGCACCCUCCCAGUUGGAGUACUAUGCAUCUUCACCAGAUGAAAAGGCUCUCGUGGAAGCUGCUGCAAGAUUCGGCAUUGUAUUUAUUGGCCAUUCUGGAGAAACUAUGGAAGUUAAAACGCUUGGAAAACUGGAACGGUACAAACUGCUUCAUAUUCUGGAAUUUGAUUCAGAUCGUAGAAGAAUGAGUGUAAUUGUUCAGGCACCUUCAGGUGAGAAACUUUUAUUUGUUAAAGGAGCCGAAUCAUCAGUUCUCCCGGAAUGUAUAGGUGGAGAAAUAGAAAAAACAAGAAUUCAUGUAGAUGAAUUUGCUUUGAAAGGGCUAAGAACUCUGUGUAUGGCCUAUAGAGAGUUUACACCUAAAGAGUAUGAGGAAAUAGAUAGACAUUUAUUUGAAGCCAGGACUGCCUUGCAGCAACGGGAAGAGAAAUUGGCAGAUGUCUUCCAGUUCAUAGAGAAAGACCUGAUAUUACUGGGAGCUACAGCAGUAGAAGACAAACUACAAGAUAAAGUUCGAGAAACUAUUGAAGCAUUGAGAAUGGCUGGUAUCAAAGUAUGGGUACUUACUGGAGAUAAACAUGAAACAGCUGUUAGUGUGAGUUUGUCAUGUGGACAUUUUCACAGAACCAUGAACAUCCUUGAACUUAUAAACCAGACGUCAGACAGUGAAUGUGCUGAAAAGUUGAGGCAGCUUGCCAGAAGAAUUACAGAGGACCAUGUUAUUCAGCAUGGUCUGGUGGUGGAUGGGACCAGUCUGUCUCUUGCACUCAGGGAACAUGAAAAACUAUUUAUGGAAGUUUGUAAAAAUUGUUCAGCUGUAAUGUGCUGUCGUAUGGCACCACUGCAGAAAGCAAAGGUAAUAAGACUGAUAAAAAUCUCACCUGAGAAGCCUAUAACAUUGGCUGUUGGCGAUGGUGCUAAUGAUGUAAGCAUGAUACAAGAAGCACAUGUUGGCAUAGGAAUCAUGGGUAAAGAAGGAAGACAAGCUGCAAGGAACAGUGACUAUGCAAUAGCUAGAUUUAAAUUUCUCUCCAAAUUGCUUUUUGUUCAUGGUCAUUUUUAUUAUAUUAGAAUAGCUACCCUUGUACAGUAUUUUUUUUAUAAGAAUGUGUGCUUUAUCACACCCCAGUUUUUAUAUCAGUUCUACUGUUUGUUUUCUCAACAGACAUUGUAUGACAGCGUGUACCUGACUUUAUACAAUAUUUGUUUUACAUCCCUGCCUAUUCUGAUAUAUAGUCUGUUGGAACAGCAUAUAGACCCUCAUGUGUUACAGAACAAGCCCACUCUCUAUCGAGACAUUAGUAAAAACCGUCAACUAAGCAUGAAAACAUUUCUUUAUUGGACCAUCUUGGGUUUCAGUCAUGCCUUUAUUUUCUUUUUUGGAUCCUAUUUUCUAAUAGGGAAAGAUACAUCUCUGCUUGGAAAUGGCCAGAUGUUUGGAAAUUGGACAUUUGGUACCUUGGUCUUCACAGUCAUGGUUAUUACAGUCACAGUAAAGAUGGCUUUGGAAACUCAUUUUUGGACCUGGAUCAAUCAUCUUGUUACCUGGGGAUCUAUUUUAUUCUAUUUUGUAUUUUCUUUGUUUUAUGGAGGGAUUCUCUGGCCAUUUUUGAGCUCCCAGAAUACGUACUUUGUAUUUAUUCAGCUCCUGUCAAGUGGUUCCGCUUGGUUUGCCAUAAUUCUCAUGGUUGUUACAUGCCUAUUUCUUGAUAUUGUGAAGAAAGUAUUUGACCGACAGUUUCAUCCUACAAAUAUUGAAAAGGCACAGCUUACUGAAACAAAUUCAAGUAUCAAGUGCUUGGACUCCAUGUGCUGUUUCUCAGAAGGAGAAACAGCGUGCGCAUCUGUUGGAAGAAUGCUGGAACGAGUAAUAGGAAGAUGUAGUCCGUCCCAUGUCAGCAGAUCAUGGAGUGCAUCGGAUCCUUUCUAUACCAACGACAGGAGCAUCUUGACUCUCUCCACAAUGGACUCGUCUACUUGUUAAAGGGGCAGUAGUACUUUGUGGGAGCCAUUUCAACUCCUUUCCUAAAAUUCAGUGUGAUCAUCCUGGUAAUGGCCACACUACCUCUGCGGAAUUACUUUCUGAAAUCUCUGGAGUAGUUCAUGCCCACUCAGAGUUAUAAUGGCAAACAAACAAAAAGCAUUACCAUGCACCCCUGUCAGCCGCCCUCUUAAUUUAAAUCUGAACAUGUUAAAAUUUAUGAAUAAAGAGACAUUUUCAUCUCUUUAUCUGGGUUGUCCCCGUGUGCUUACGGGACUCCCAAUGGCAUUUCAGCCUUUUGCUAAGGCCACUAAAUAUUUUAACAUCAAGGUAGAAAAGGGAGCUAAUUCCUAGUUAAUUGUAUUUUUUAGUAUGGCUUGGUUAUUGAGUCUUCUGUUUAAAUCUGCCUCUAUAAAUUAUGCUGAAAAGUUUGCCUUGAAAACUCUAUUUUUUUAUUAGAGUUAUAUUUGAAACUUUUCAUGGGAAAAGUUAAUGUGAAUAGUAAGGAAUUUGGUCCCUCAGUGACCCAUGUUUGUUCAUUCAUUAGUGCUUUCUAAGUUCACAGAGCAAAUUAGGAGAAUGCAUUUCCAACCAUUAUUUACUGCAGUAUGGGUAGUAAAUAUAUACCAGUACCAAAACUUCUCUAAAUGUACUGUAACACAACCAGUUAAGUUAACCAUAUACAUGCAAAGGGUAUAUCAUAUCUUACCUAUAAAUCAGGAAUCAAGUCCAUUCACCAAAUUUCAAAUUGAUGUUUACUAUUUUUGUGACAAUGUAAAGAACCUAUAGUGGGUAAAUUAGACACCAUUAGCAUAUUAUUAUUUAAUGUGUUUAUCAUUGGAUCUUUCGCAUGCUUUAAUCUGGUUAAUAUAUUUAAAUUCGCUUUUUUUGUCUAUCUGAAGGCUCUGUGUAUAGUAUUUUACGACACUGUUGUAAAUUCAACUAUAAUCAAUAAAAAACCAGUUUGAAAACUA
Molecule: messenger RNA, 4751 nt
Organism: Delphinapterus leucas (beluga whale)
Lineage: Eukaryota; Metazoa; Chordata; Mammalia; Artiodactyla; Monodontidae
Gene: ATP11B
Product: ATPase phospholipid transporting 11B (putative)
Biological process (GO): phospholipid translocation
Cellular component (GO): endoplasmic reticulum; recycling endosome; plasma membrane
Molecular function (GO): magnesium ion binding; ATPase-coupled intramembrane lipid carrier activity; ATP binding
Source: RefSeq, a predicted model, not a curated record